Sitodiplosis mosellana (orange wheat blossom midge) is the source of this 1233-nucleotide messenger RNA. RefSeq lists its product as uncharacterized. The record is from RefSeq and is a predicted model, not a curated record. NCBI's taxonomy places the organism in Eukaryota, Metazoa, Arthropoda, Insecta, Diptera, Cecidomyiidae. The transcript is spliced from 5 exons. Bases 1 to 1233 code for a protein of 410 amino acids.
AUGUCGAAGAGGCCAUUGGGCGCAUCAAAAAUUCGUUAUCCGAAAAUAGAGCGUACGUUACGUCGCCGUAAAAACGAGCCCCAUCCGAAACGGCCGAAGGAAAUUUCGGACAUAAUCAAUGCUUACAAAAAGCAAGUUAAUAUGAUCGAAUAUGGACUCAAUUUACGGAAAACCAAACGUCUUUACAUCAACACAGUUGAGCAUGAACAAUUUUCAUUCACGCUAUUUGCAUCACUCGAAACAGUAUCCCUGAUCGAAAACCACAUUCCACCAGAAAAGAGAAAUUAUUCGGUUGACGGUACUUUCGAUGUAACUCCAAUGAGUUGCUUUCAUCAGUUGUUGACCAUUCAUAUUGAGUAUGACACAAUUGUGUAUCCUGUUUUUUUCGUACUAAUGACAAGAGCAACAGCUAUUGCAUACAAAGCUGUGUUCAGAUACAUUGAAGACAAUAUUUUCGAGCUAAAACCAGCUCGUUUUAUGGCUGAUUUUGAGGCAGCCAUGCGGAAAGCCAUAGCAGAUUUCUAUCCGCAUACUGAAAUUAAUGGGUGUUGGUAUCAUUUUUGUGCGGCAGUGCGUCGUAAGACUCUCAGUUUUGGACUUCACAAUUUAAUCAAAAACAGUUUUGGUGCCUGGAGUGUGUACAAGAAAUUAUUAUGUCUACCAUUACUACCAGCUAGUAAAAUUGUUAAGGGAUUCAACAUUGUCGUCCAGCAAUCAACUGACUUUGGUGUGUUAGAUGAAUUCGAAGAGUUGUUUGCAUAUUUCCAAAAUUUCUGGCUACAUUUGAAUUCUAAGAACUCCAUCUCUGUCUGCGACCUAGACAAUCGUACAACAUCUCCUCUCGAAUCAUAUCAUUCAGCAAUGAAUAGACUAAUGCUAAAACACGCCAGUUUUUUCGUAUUUGUCAGUUAUCUGAAACUGUACGAGAGUAGAAGAAGUGAUGAUCUGUACAAUGCAAUACACGAUAAAUGCCCAGUUCAGAAAGCAAAACAUCGCCGUGAUCAGGAGCGUGAUAAACAAAUCAGAUCAGACACACAACUUUUGUGUAGUGGGUUGAUUUCGACGGAAGAAUUUUUAAAUAAAUUUGUUGGAGAUGAACGAACCGAAUAUCACGUACCCUACGAAAAAGAAGUAAAUUGUUCUGAUCAAUCGAGUGAAAGCGAUGAUAUGGAUACGUUUGAAGAAGUGGACGAAAACAGUGGUGAAGAAAUGGAUACAGAUACAGACGAUUGA